Gopherus flavomarginatus (Mexican gopher tortoise) is the source of this 2339-nucleotide messenger RNA. RefSeq names its product HAUS augmin-like complex subunit 5. The record is from RefSeq and is a predicted model, not a curated record. Gene Ontology annotation, cellular component: centrosome; HAUS complex. Gene Ontology annotation, biological process: centrosome cycle; spindle assembly. Bases 41 to 2035 code for a protein of 664 amino acids. The transcript is spliced from 19 exons. Lineage: Eukaryota; Metazoa; Chordata; Testudines; Testudinidae.
UCCCGUGGGGCUGUGCGGCAGCGGGUGUUCGGGUCCCGGCAUGGAGCGGGGCGGCCCCGCGCUGGAGCUGAAGCUCUGGGCGGCCCAGGAGAUGGGGCUGCCCCCCGCGAAGGUGCCCCCCGAUGGGGCCUUCCGCCGGAUGUGCUCAGGCCAGUGUGCGGAGAUCUGGAGAUACGUCACCCGGCACGUGCACCACCAGAGGAAUGUGAAGAAGAUCCGAGGGAACUUGCUGUGGUACCAGCAUCUGGAGGAGGCAGAGGGAAAGCCCAGUGGGUCAGAACCGGAGCAGGAGCGGCGCCAGCAGCUGGCCCAGGGCGUGGCCCGCCUGCGUGGGGAGCUGCAGCAGUUAGACCUGCAGAUGGAGACAGCCCAGCGUGAGGUCAUGGCUGACGAGAUCUCCCUGGAGGCAGCCCAGGAGCGGAUCCGUGAUGCCCAGCGCCGCUCCCUGCUGCUCAAGGCCUAUGCAGCCCGUACAGCCAAGGAACGCCUGCAGCUGCAGGGCAGCGUAACACAGCUGAGGGGGCGACUGGAGCAGCUGCAGGACAUCAGCAGAAAGGCCAAGGUGGAGCUGACGGUGGGAGGGAAGGUGCCUGACCUCGGAUUUGCUGGCAUGGAGCCUGAAGUACUGCGGGACGUGCGGACGGCCUGCCAGCUGCGCUUCCACUUCCUGAGGUCGCUCUUCGAGCACAGCACGUCUGGGACCCUCCCCAGCGGGACAAGCGAGGAGCUGCUGGACGCAUCCUACCAGCACUGGCUGAGCACGGUGGAGGACAUCGUGGGUUCCCACCCUCCCAACCAUGUCCUGGCAGCCCUGGAGCACCUGGCCCUGGAGAACACCCUGCAGAUGCAAGAGCUCACCAGCCACAUUGAUAUUCCCCGCGACGUAGAGGCCCUCAAGUUCCGCUACGAGAGCUCCCGCCUGGAAGACCUGGUGGGGCCGCCAGCAGCCCUGCCCUCAGUCCGGGGCCUCAUACAGGAAGGCUGGAGCAGGUGUGAGGAGCUGUGGGUGCAGCAGCUCCCCCUGCAGGCCCGGGAGCGGCACGGCACGGCACGGCUGGCCUCCCUCGUGCAGGAGAUGCACCGGCUGCUGGCGGACGGCUCGGAGCGCGCCAUCCUCGCCAGGGCGGUGCUGGAGCUGGAGCUGCGGGCUGUACGGCUGGCUGGACUGCGGGAUGGGCUGCACCGGGGCUGCCGAGAGCUGGAACGGGAGGCAAGUGCCCGCCACGCAGAGCUGCAGGCCUUGCAGAGCAAGCGGCAGCGCAUCCUGGACUUCCGCCACCUGGUGCGCGAAAAGCAGCAGCAUGUCCGGGCGCUGAUCAAAGGCACCUCCUACAUCAAAUCCCAGCUCCGCAAGGACCAGGCCGAGGUCCAGGCCUUCGUGCAGAGGAAGCUGCUGGGCCCAGAGCAGGAUGUGACACUGGAGUCGCAGCGGCUGCACGGGGGGGUGGAGCGCAAGGUCCGGCAGCUGGGGGCCAUCGCCCUCCCCUGCCUCCUGCGCCGCAGCCUCCUGGGGUCCCAGCAGGUCCCGGCUCAUGAGCUCUCCAUCCAUAGGCUGGACCGGACGGCGCUUGCCCAGCACCGGGCCUUCCUCACUGUGUGCCAGGCUUCCGGGUUCCCUCUCUACAAGGCCCCGGAGCACCUCCUGCCCCACAUGGCUGAGCUGAAGAAGGAGCUGCUGGCCCUGCGUGCCCAGCUGGGCUACAAGAACUGGGCGCUGGCCAGCCUGCAGCAGCGCCAGGGCUCCCGGGGGACCGACGCGCAAGCCCUGGUGCAGGCCCUGCGGGACCACGACCGGGAGCAGGCCGGAGCCCUGGGGCCGCGGAUCCAGCUGGUGACGGAGCAGUGCAGGCAACGCAUCGAGCGCUGGCCCGAGGUGCAGGCUGCCAUCGACGCCUGGUGGGAGCAGCCAGGGCAGUUUGUCCUGCCUGCGGAGCAUCGCCUGGGCCUCACCUUGCAGCAGUGGCUGGAGCGCUGGACCCUGGCCCUCAAGACCCUCCAGCAGCAGCAGCAGCAGCAGCAGCACAGCUGGGCCUGAUGGCCCCGUCUUGCCUGGGAGGGGCUGGGGAGCCCCACCCCCAAAGGGGUGCAGUUGUAGGUAGCUAUACCCCUGUUAGGGAAGGAGUGCGGGUCGGACACACCUGUAUGGGGUGGAGGUUUGGGGGGCUUAUCCCAGUCCAGUCCAGCUGUCUCCUCUUGUGCAAAGUGGGGAGGGUCAGUGUGUGUGGGGGGGUGACCAGAUGCUGGUGGUGGGAGCGGGUGUCCGGUGCGUGUGGGGCGUCCCAGAUGGGUUUUGUGGCGUUCUGUAAUUCACAAUGUUCUGAAUAAACUGGUUACAUUCA